GGAUCAUCGAUGAUGAAUGGGGACAUUAGUCACCCACAUGGGUCCAGUCCAGGAAAUUUGGGCAGUUUAGAAGAGACCCUCCAGCAAAUGAACACGCUGAUCAAAGAGAACAGAGAACUGAAAGAGGCUCUGAAACAGACCAACUUGACAAUGAAAGAGAGAUUUGAGGGUCUUUCUGCUUGGAAGGAGAAGCAAAAGGAGGAAAGAGACUUCCUGGAGCAACGAUUAGAGGAGGCCAGAACCAGACUGAACACUAUGGACGCUGAAAACGAGGCGUUGAAAAAUCAAGUGAAAGAGCUGGAAAAAAGCGGAGCUGAGUGUUUACAAACUGAACUGGAGGCCCUGAGAGGACAGAUUGUUCGUCUUCAAGCCGAGAAGAAUGAUUUGGUAGCGAUGAACUCUGAACUCCAACUGAAAAUGGGCCAAGGUUCACCUAGCAACUCCUUCAUUGAGAUUAGAAUAGCUGAUGAUGACUUAAAAGUGACCAAAGAUUUGUCCAGUGUGCCAAAAGAGGCAUCGAUGUUCUCCAUGCCAAAGGCUGAGUCAGAGGAACAGACGGUGAGGCAGCUGCUUCGCUCGCUCCGAGCAGAAACUGAUGAGAAGGAGAGACUGCAGCUCACGCUCCAGGAGGCUAGUAGGAGAAUUGCAGAGUUAGAGACCAAACUGGAACAUGCCGACAGCAGCGCACAGACGUCUCUACCCUCUGCAGCUGAAACCAAUGCGAGCACUGAGGUGAAGAACAUGGAAGAUCAGUUGUUGAAGCUCUGUAAUGAAUUGAAGCAAGCUCAGAUUAAACUGGACGAGGCUGAGAACAUGAAAAGAAACCUGCAGGACAGAUGUAAAGAUUUGGAGCAGGAUUUAGGCACCUUAAAGACUCAGCUCGGAGACAAACAGAAGGUCCAGGCUGACAACGACUGUCUGAAGGUUCAGAUGGAAAGCCUCCAAGCGGCGAUUAAACUGGAACAGAAGAAAACUCAGGAUGAGAAGAACAAUCUGAACCAGCUGAAAGAUGCAUACACCAAGCUGUUUGAAGACUACAGUGAGCUCCAGGAAGAAAAGAAGAAGAGAGAGGGCUGUGUAUCAAAGGACGAUUACGAUGAACUCCAAACCAGGUUUGCUACGGCUGAAAAGGCACUUGCAGAUAAACAGCAGAAAAUCGAUGAGAUGAAGAUGGAAAUAUUCCAGAAGGAAAAGGAUCUGGAAACCAUUUCUGUUUUCCAGGCACAGGCAGAAAUCUAUUCCUCAGAUUUCUACGCAGAAAGAGCAGCUCGGGAGAAGAUUCACGAGGAGAAAGAGCGUUUGGCCACUCAGCUGGAGUAUGUGAAAAAGCAGAACAGCCAGCUUCAGGAGGAGAUGGAGUCACUUGGGAGGCAUUCAAUGAGCGAGAUGCAAAGGAGGCAUGUGCCACGUGGAGCCAAUCCUCAAGGGCCCACAGCUCCAAACAACCUGCCAGGAGGUAGAGGUGAAUGGCAGCAGCAGAACAUUCCAGAUCAUGCUUGUCCUAAAUGUGGGGAAGUCCUACCUGACCUGGACUCCCUGCAGAUCCACAUCAUGGAUUGCAUUAUUUGAGCCUGUUGCCUAGUAACCUUACCAGAUCCCCUCAUAUGUGAAUGAGUGGUGUGAUAGCUUUACCUUAUAGCACCCUGCAAAUAUAUUGCUUUAAUAACACCGGUCUAUGAACCGUGCAUCCUAACAAUACUGUUAUUUAUCAGUCUGGAGGAUUUCAGAUUAAUACUAUAGCUGCAAUCGGUCGAGGAUAAGAAAGAGAACUUAAUGUGUAGCUUUGACUGGGUGGAUUUACUCUGGCUGCAUUCUGUAUAACGAAAAUGUGAUAUUAAGCUGAUUCAAGACACUUGAUCAAUGUCGAAUACUAUGAGUAUGAAUAUAUAAUGUUGCAGGUGGGCAAUCAGUGGGACGUAAUAUCCGUUGUGGGUGAAUUACAUUAUUGUUUGCAAACAUAUUUUUAAGAUUAGCUCUAAUAUAUUUGAGUG
This is a messenger RNA of Danio aesculapii, 1991 nucleotides long. RefSeq names its product optineurin (gene optn). NCBI's taxonomy places the organism in Eukaryota, Metazoa, Chordata, Actinopteri, Cypriniformes, Danionidae. Gene Ontology annotation, molecular function: K63-linked polyubiquitin modification-dependent protein binding. The record is from RefSeq and is a predicted model, not a curated record. Gene Ontology annotation, cellular component: cytoplasm; Golgi apparatus; nucleus. The coding region runs from base 10 to 1569 and encodes 519 amino acids. The transcript has 13 exons. Gene Ontology annotation, biological process: Golgi ribbon formation; protein localization to Golgi apparatus; regulation of canonical NF-kappaB signal transduction.